AUGGGUGCAAGGGCCCCUUUUGAUUCGAGGGCCCGCCUCAGCGCCAGUGUCGACUGCACCGCGCAUGCGCGAUCGGCGGAUCUGGUGCUGUCUGUGGUCGCGGCGGUCCUCGCGUACUACUUCCGCGACAGGAUCCGGGCCGAGUUCGGCCUGCACGAGUGGCUCCCGUUCCUCUUCGCGGGCCGGCGCUCCGCGGGGGAACACACCUUCCAGGUGUGCGUCUGGAAGGUGGACUCGCGGACGCAUGCGGAGCUGGACGAGGAGGAGGAGGAGCCCGCCGCCGGAGGCGUGGUCGCCCGCGGCAUGCAGGCCAUGGGCAUCCCGACCUUCAGCGGGGUGGGUCCGCUGCGGGCGAAGGGCUACAAGGCGCUCUUCGGACAGGGCGGCACCGUGCUGCCCGAGUCGAUCUCCGUCCGCCUGUGCUACGGGGGCGAGGAGCUCCAGCGCACGCGGAGCCAACAGGCCGGGAGCGGCGGCAUGUUCUCCGACGUGUACCUCUUCCAGGAGAACUUUACCUUGAGCCUCGAGAGGCGCCCCGGCACGGUGUUCACCGUCGAAGUCCAGGGCAAGACCAGCCAGGGGGCUGACUUCUCGAGCGCCGUCAACUUCGUGGCCGACAGGCUCGACAGGGCCUUCCAGCGCAGCAGCGAGGCGGCCUGCAAGCCCGGCUACGUGAUGGACCAGCGCAUCGCGGAUACCCAAGUAGUCAGGAUGAGAAGCUCCCGGGUGGACGAGAGGGUCAUGACAAACCUCGGUUUCCACCAUUACCCUGGGAGCAGCGGAGGAGAGAUUUGGCUCGCCUUCUGCGACAUGGAGGAGGAGGAAGCCGCGUCGAACUGGCCCGCCUUCUGA
Molecule: messenger RNA, 852 nt
Organism: Prorocentrum cordatum
Lineage: Eukaryota; Dinophyceae; Prorocentrales; Prorocentraceae
Source: the annotation of a GenBank genome assembly